GUUGAAGACAUCAAGCAGAAAUGCUGCUAUGUGGCCGUGGAUUAUGCGAACGAGGGAACCCACGGUGUAGACUAUGAGCUACCAGACGGUCAGGUCAUCACCAUCGGCAAAGAAAGAUGUAAAUGUCCGGAAGCUCUCUUCAACCCAUCGGUCAUGGAAUCAAACGAAGAAGGUAUUCACACCAUGACCAGCAACAGUUUGAAACGAGUAGAGCCCCAGAUUAGAAAGCUCAUGUUCGGUAAUGUUCUGCUGAGUGGAGGCACCACAUUAUUCGAUGGCUUCAAUGUUCGUUUCUGCAAAGAGAUUUUUCCUCUGGCCCCUCCUGACAUUAAACCCAAAAUCCACGCUGUCCCAGAAAGGAAGUAUGCUGUUUGGAUUGGUGGCUCUAUCCUGGCCUCAUUGCACGCCUUCCAGUCUUUAUGGAUUCGCCAAAAAGAUUAUGAAGAAGAAGGCCCGUUAAUAGUGCAUCGUAGAUGCUACUGA
Molecule: messenger RNA, 483 nt
Organism: Rhincodon typus (whale shark)
Lineage: Eukaryota; Metazoa; Chordata; Chondrichthyes; Orectolobiformes; Rhincodontidae
Product: actin, cytoskeletal 3-like
Exons: 1
Source: RefSeq, a predicted model, not a curated record